This is a messenger RNA of Tachysurus fulvidraco (yellow catfish), 847 nucleotides long. RefSeq names its product apolipoprotein B mRNA editing enzyme, catalytic polypeptide-like 2a (gene apobec2a). The transcript is spliced from 2 exons. Gene Ontology annotation, molecular function: RNA binding; cytidine deaminase activity. The record is from RefSeq and is a predicted model, not a curated record. Gene Ontology annotation, cellular component: cytoplasm; nucleus. NCBI's taxonomy places the organism in Eukaryota, Metazoa, Chordata, Actinopteri, Siluriformes, Bagridae. Gene Ontology annotation, biological process: cytidine to uridine editing. The annotation marks the transcript as partial.
UGGAGACAUAUACACUACUCCCAACACACACCCAUACACACACACAGCAUGCUAUAAAUACUGGCCCUCAGUCUCAGCCCCUCACACCCACACACACACACACACACACACACACACUCACAUCGUCAUGAUGGAUCAGUUAAGCAGCACCAGUGUGAGACUCAGGAAAGACAGAGCUAUGGAGAGAGAGAUGGAGACAGAGGAGAUGAAGGGAGACAUGGGGACUAAGGAGGGUGCAGAGAACCGGUUGGCCAAUGGAGAUGCAGCCAUGAAGAGCAACGGAGUAGCAGAGACCGAAAAGUCUGAGGUGAUGGAGCUGCCACCGUUCCAGAUCAUCACAGGGGACAGAAUCGACCCCUUCUUCUUCAAGUUCCAGUAUAAAAACGUGGAAUAUUCUUCUGGUCGGAACAAAACCUUCCUGUGCUACCUGGUGAGCGAGGUGCACGGUGCAGGUCAGGAGGCUAUACUGCGUGGUUAUGUGGAGGAUGAACACAGUGGCAGCGAUCAUGCAGAGGACGCCUUCUUCCGUCUGGUGCUGCCUGGCUACGAGGCCUCCGCCCGCUACAGCGUCACCUGGUACGUCUCCUCCAGCCCAUGUCCCUCCUGUACAACAAAACUGGCUAAGAUUCUGCAAGAGCGCCAAUCGCUGCGCCUCACCAUAUUCUCAGCCCGUCUGUUGGAGUGGGAGGAGCCAGAGGUGAGGGCGGGGCUGAAAGCACUCGCGGGGGCAGGCUGUAAGCUGCGCAUGAUGAAACCGCUGGACUUCUCGUACACGUGGGACACGUUUGUGGAACAGGGAUGGGCAGACCGCUGUGGAUCUCAGGGGAGAGACCGGCGGUCAGGGAAG